AUUUUGAUGACAUCAAACCACGAACGUCUUUUAGUGUUCUUCCUUGGCCCAGAAAAGGAGCAUAGGCAAGAGAGCUGCACAAUAUUACACUAUGUCGAUUUCGCAGCUCUCGAGGCUUCUGCCGCUGCCAGAAGAUGAACUGAAACAGGUGCUGGACUACGCAGCGACCUUGUCAAAAACGGAAGCGGUUGACCACUUUGGAAACCUUCUUGGUGACUCACCUGGCGCCGUGGAUUUCAUAUCGUCCUUCAAUUCAAGGCGGCAAGACCCUAAAUCCGCCUCGUCGCAAGCAACAGCAUCGACAGCAAGACAGAAUUCUAGCCCAGAUGCCUUUCCCAAGCCCCCAAGAGGCGCAAAGAAGAAGAAAGCACAGUUGCACACCCUGGCGCCCCGGCAGAUCACUAAUCUAGGUCCCGCUCCUGGCACAGCAUACAACAAGAAGGAUUCCAACGAUGAGUUCCUUGCACGAAGGCCAAGUCCGGCAUCCACGUCAAGCGGUUCCGUGUCGCCGGCGAAGGCGCCACCCAAAUCUGCGACUCCACCACCAAAGGUAACACGGACAGCUGCUGGCCACCUCAUCUCAGACCUUCCAAAGCCGAAGACCAAGUCCAAUCCGGCAUCGCAGUCUUCGAAUCCUGGGCCCAAAACCAAAAUCAACAUAUCUGGUGGCACCGCUAUGCAUGGCGCCUCCACCGCGCUCUCGGAUCUGGAUGCCGCCAUCCGGGCGCUGGAGAUGACGACAAACCCCUCGAAAACUAACGACGAUGAGACCAGGCGAUGCAACUGCGUGGCCGCACGACAUCCACUUCUCGCGGCAGCGCCCAAUUGCCUGAGCUGCGGGAAGGUCAUCUGUGUCAAAGAAGGCCUCGGUCCAUGUACCUUCUGCGGUACCCCUGUGUUGAGCACGUCAGAGGUGCAGUCUAUGAUCCAGGAGCUGAAAGCAGAGCGAGGUCGCGAGAAGAUGGCUGCCGACAGACAAGCCAACAAAAGGCCUGACGUGUCCCGAACUCCCGCGCCCUUCACUAAGCCGCGCGAGAAUACCGACGAACCAAACUCGGCGGAAGCAAAGGCACUGGAGCACCGCGACAGGUUGCUCGCAUUCCAGUCCCAGAAUGCCCGACGGACGACGGUCAGGGAUGAAGCCGCUGAUUUUGAUGUCGCUGGGGCCAUGGCCGGCACUGGCGGCAGCAUGUGGUCCACUCCGGAAGAGCGAGCGCGUGAGUUAAAACGACAGCAGAAGAUCAUGCGGGAGAUGGAAUGGAAUGCGAAACCUGAGUAUGAAAAGAUGCAGCAGGUCGUCAGUAUUGACUUGGUCGGCGGCAAGGUCGUACGCAAGAUGGCUGCGAGACAACGUCCUCAGAGUCCAGAUGAACAAUUAGACACGGCAGCACCAGUGCUCGCGGAAACUCGCGGAAACCGUGGCUCAGCUGGUGGUAGAAACGUCGGCGGCGGCAGCGGCGGAGCCUUCAGCCAGAAUCCGUUGCUGGGAGGGCUUAUUAAGCCCGUAUUUGAGACAAAGGGGAAAGGCACCGGCUUGGAAGGUCGGAAAGACAGGAAGACGAGAUGGAGGAAGGUGCAGGACGAUUUGGAGAAUAAUGAGGACGUGAUACUGGACGGAGGCGCUUAUGGAAGGCGCGGUGUAGAAGAUCAGACGGUUGUGGCCAACGCCGAUGAGCCUGGUUGUGGUUAGCAAUAGUUUAGCACCAUAGAGACAGAAACGAGUAAACCUUGAGGUUGUUUCACGAUUGA
Molecule: messenger RNA, 1749 nt
Organism: Pseudomassariella vexata
Lineage: Eukaryota; Fungi; Ascomycota; Sordariomycetes; Amphisphaeriales; Pseudomassariaceae
Product: C2HC5 finger protein
Exons: 1
Coding region: 92-1690 (532 amino acids)
Biological process (GO): regulation of DNA-templated transcription
Cellular component (GO): nucleus
Molecular function (GO): zinc ion binding
Source: RefSeq, a predicted model, not a curated record